GAUAAGGUAGACGAAGGUCAACCAGCACCAACGUCAGCGCAAGAUGGCGCAACAGAUGUGAAUAAGGCAAAGAAGGAGAAGAAAAAGUCAAAGUCGAAAGACCAUAAGAAAAAACACGACAUAAUUGAAAUCAACGAGACAAUCAUACCUUAUAGCCAGGAAGAUCUUCCCAACCCCGAUUCCAUGGACAUCGACUCGGGGCCUGCUGAGAACGAGAUCGUUGGUUCUGACGAAUUCGGGCAAAAACCAGUGGAUAAGGAAUACCCUUUCUUUACCCAGACCGUUUCCCAGUACCUCGCUUUAUUUCCAUCCGGUCUAAUCGAACCGGUGGAAGGCUUCGCAGAUCAACAUCUAAGGCCUCUCCUCAAGCGAUAUGUCCCCAGCUUCCGCGGCGUUCUGCUGGCGUAUCAAAACCCCCGUGUUGGUGAGGCGCCCGGCAGGGGAUCUUUAACUGAGGAAAGCGCAUCAGACGACGUUGUACUGCUCGAAUCGAUUAAUGAAUAUGCUGUGAGCUAUGGGUGGUUAACGGUAGAUGUAGACGUCUUCCGUCCUACCCGAGGCGCCUGGAUGGAAGGUAUCGUGAAUCUACAAGGCGAAGGUCAUAUUGGUGUUGUCUGCUGGGACCUGUUCAAUGCUUCGAUUGAAGCUGGUCGACUACCUAGUGGUUGGCAUUGGGUCGAUCUCCUAUCAAAGGACAAGAGCAAGAGCAAGGAUAAGGGUAAAGGUAAGCAGAACGACAGAGAAAAGACGGCCGAAGAAGCCAAGUUACCUACCCCUGAUCCCUUCGACGAUCCCGAUGACGAACUUGAACACGAUACGACCCAAAUACAUAUAACGGGUUAUUGGGUGGACGAGAAUGGCACGAGAGUGCGUGGAGGAGCCAAGCUCUACUUCCGGAUUAAGCAUUACGAGGUUGGCGUCAGCGGCGACUACGGCUACCUAAGUAUUGAAGGUACUAUGUUAAACGAAGAAGAAGAGAAGGCCAAAUACACCAAGGAGAUGGAGGUCUCAAGGCGUCGCAAGCAAAAGCACGGGGGCGUCUUGCGGAAAGAGCAGAAACGCUUACCCGAGUUCAGUAUGACCAAGUUCGGCGUGAAUGAAGCCGAAGAUAACGAGGCCCAACGUGCUCCCGUGCAAUGGGUCGCAAGCCGUCCCGGAAGCGACACGGAGUAGACGAAUCAUAAUUACACGUAUAUCCAUCAUUGGGAGUAGGCGAACAUCGGCGUCACUGGUUCGGUUGAAGGCUAUUAAAAAUUACCUGUUGCGCAUGUCGAUAUGAAUAUGCCCGUACGUUCAACUUCUCGGCGGAGGGCUAGUCCACGGUUGGGGUAUAAUUGAUAUUUAGAUAAACAUCUACGAGUUACUUGAUUCAUAUCAAGUAUUAGUUCUUAAG
Molecule: messenger RNA, 1393 nt
Organism: Annulohypoxylon maeteangense
Lineage: Eukaryota; Fungi; Ascomycota; Sordariomycetes; Xylariales; Hypoxylaceae
Exons: 1
Coding region: 184-1173 (329 amino acids)
Biological process (GO): DNA-templated transcription initiation
Cellular component (GO): RNA polymerase I complex
Source: RefSeq, a predicted model, not a curated record